This is a messenger RNA of Leguminivora glycinivorella, 10825 nucleotides long. It is a transcript of the gene kto, whose product is annotated as mediator of RNA polymerase II transcription subunit 12-like. The transcript is spliced from 48 exons. Gene Ontology annotation, biological process: regulation of transcription by RNA polymerase II. Gene Ontology annotation, cellular component: mediator complex. The record is from RefSeq and is a predicted model, not a curated record. NCBI's taxonomy places the organism in Eukaryota, Metazoa, Arthropoda, Insecta, Lepidoptera, Tortricidae. The coding region runs from base 176 to 7597 and encodes 2473 amino acids. Gene Ontology annotation, molecular function: transcription coactivator activity.
UAUUGACGGGAGAUGUAAUUUACGUUUGUCUUAUCGCUUUAGUUUUUUUGAUAUUGUUAUUGAAAAAUGUGACACUAUUUUUACAAUAAGGACCUUAUUUUGUUAAUAGUAUAUUUGUAGUGGACGGCGAGUUAGGUUACUAUAAUGAUAACAUGUAAAAAGUAACUCAAUUUAAAUGAAAGACCAAUCUCUGUAUCCUGACACUAUGGGGAUCAUGUACGAAAAACGGCCUCUAAAGAGGCCCCGUCUCGGCCCUCCAGACGUGUAUCCGCAAGAACCUCGUCAAAAAGAAGAUGAACUCACUUCCACUAACGUAAAGCAGGGUUUUUCUACAACACCACAUUCCAGUGACGAGUUUGGCACUGCUAGAAAUUUCAACUAUUCUGCAUCUAAGAUAGGACAGUUUUUCUCUGGAAUUUUGUCCAAAAAAGAAGAACUCAAUACUCUUCCUGACUGCGGCAGGAAAAGGCAACAAGUGAAUCCUAAAGAUAAUUUCUGGCCAGCCACAGCCAGGACCAAAGCUCAAAUUGAAGCAUGGUUUAAGGAUUUAGCAGGAAGUAAACCACUGUCUCAGCUAUCCAAAAAAGCACCAAAUUUUAAUAAGAAGGAAGAAAUAUUUAUUACAUUAACAGAAUAUCAAGUGUCGAUGCCAAGAGCAGCAUGGUUUAUUAAACUUAGCUCUGCAUAUACUGUGGCUGUGUCAGAGGCCAAGAUCAAGAAGAGGCAGCUUCCGGAUCCCACAACAGAAUGGACCUCGACCCUGAUUAAGUUCCUCAAAGACCAAAUACCAAAGCUAGCAGAACACUACCAGUGCGCUGCCUCUGGAAGCGUGUCCGACAAGACGCCGCCAUCUCAGUCCGGACAAGGGACGCCCAGUCAUAAUUCCUCUGGCAACCCCCCGGGUAGCUCUACGCCUAAUAGUUCAAAUAUACCUAAUUCUAUGCACUCUCCGGGGAAUACGAACACUCUGGGGUCGUCAACUCCCAGCUCCUCAGAAGGCACAGACUGGCGGCAAGCCCUGAAGCUAUGGAACUACUGCUGCCGACUCGCCAAGUACCUGCUAGACGAGGGCUUGCUGGACCGACACGACUUCCUCACUUGGAUCAUCGACUUGCUUGAUAAGAGAGCAGCUGAUGAUGGUUUACUGAGGCUUUUUCUUCCUUUGGCAUUGCAACACAUGAGCGAAUUCGUAUUUUGCGAAGGCCUGUCGAGGCGGCUGGCGACCACUUGCGCUAAGAAAGCGGCCGCCAUCUGUUCCGUGUUGUCUGAUAGCACGAUACGCACACUCAACCAACCAUUGGCUUUUGCUAAAAGCAUGGAGAGAUCAGGAGAUUCACUCAGGUCAAUGUCUCCGGCUACAGAACAAGGUAUUAACGAAUUGAAACCAAUGUUGUCACAAAUGAAGCGUUCGGGAACGCCCGCGGAACACAGCCAGGGAUCUCUUAGCACCAAUCAUUCCUCUUUGGGAACACCCAACCCCCAUUCCCUGGGUACACCAAAUCCUUUAGGCACACCGAAUCCGACGCAAGGAAUAGAUAUCAAAGAAGAAUACAAUAGGCCCAUAAAAGAGGAGUAUAAUAGACCUAUAAAAGAAGAGUAUAACAGACCAAUAAAGGAAGAAUAUAAUAGACCAAUAAAAGAAGAAAACGGUUCGCCUAUACGAGAUACCAAAACCACUCUGACGGCGGUCAUCACGGCAGCGCUCAACCCGAUCCAAGUGGGCUUCGGCGAAGUGUUGACCUGUCCGUACCACAGGGACGUCAUCAUUCAGCUGGCGACGAUCUUACAGAUAAUUUGCGUAGAAUGUCCCACGGCUAUGGUAUGGUCGGGCUGUGGUUCAUCGCUGCAGGGGUCGCCCCUGGACUUGCUGCCGCUUCCGCCGUCUGCCCUGCCAAUGCCUCAUAUGGAUUCUGAAAUUACAGAAGACCACAGAAAAAUGGUUUAUGAAGCUGAGCAGAAAAUUGCUGCAAGGAGCAAAAAGGCAGAAAGCAAAUGGUGUACUGAUAAGUGGCAAACUAGCUCUCAAGCGCGCGUGCUGUCUGUUCUGGAGGCCUUGGACCGGCACUGCUUCGACCGCGUGGAUCCCAACAAUAAUCUAGAUACGCUCUACAAGGAGGUGUUCGCUCAUUGCACGCCCCCCUCCAAGGAUACUGACAUCAAGGACCCAGAGUGGGCGUGCUCGUACGCGGUGGUGCGCGUGCUGUGCGAGUGGGCGGUGUGCGGCGCGCGCUGGGGCGAGCACCGCGCCAUGGCGGCCGCCGCGCUGCUCGACAAGCGCCAGCAGCAGCUCCUGCACCAGCACCACGACCAUCACGCGCACGCCACAGGGUCGGAUGACAAGGAGUCCGUGACGUCGAGCAAUGGCCUUUACAACGGGCCUCCAAUAUUCCAAAGCCUCUUAUUAAGAUUCCUAGACUGCGACGCGCCUGUAUUAGACGACAGCCCGAACUCGCCGCCCAGCAACCGGCAGCAGUUCGCCAACCUGGUGCACCUGUUUGGCGAGCUUAUUCGCCGCGACGUGUUCUCACACGACGCCUACAUGUGCACGCUCAUAUCGAGAGGUGACCUGAUCUCACCGACGGAGCCGACGUCGUCGUCGGGCAGCAGCAGCAGCGGCACCGCGGCGCCCGCCACGGCCGGCAGCUCGCACAACAUGGACGACGACACCUUCGAGGGCAUCGACCUCAAGCCCAAGAUGGAGGAACAGGCGCGAAUGGAUAUGGACGGUUCGAAAAUAGACGACGAGCUCCAUAUGCUGUUGCAAAAUAUCAAAGAAGAGCAACAAAAUUCUAUGGACGCGCCCGAUAGCCCCAAGGAUCCUGGAGAAUCCUCACAUAGCGUGAACUCUCCUAUGAUGGGCUCGAGCAGCAUGAGCAUACCUGGUAUGAACUCGAUGGGAAUGGGUCCUAUGUCCGUCUCAGGCAUGCGCACGGGGUCGGCGGGCGAGUCGUCGGGCAGCGCGGCGCCGGCGGCGGCGUCGCGGCACUACAGCUACACCAUGCACUUCCCGCUGCCGCCCGCCGAGCCCGACCACACGCCGCACGACGCCAACCAGCGCCACAUCCUGCUGCACGGCGUCGGCCGCCAGCGCGACGACGCUAAGCACCAGGUCAAGAAGAUGACCAAAGAAAUAUGCAAAUUAUUUUCAAAGAAAUUCUCAAUCGACGUGGCCGAGGGCGGCAAAGUGAAGAAACACGCUCGGAGCGAGUUCAACUUCGAGGCCGUCACACAAAAAUUUCAAGCGAUGUCGAUGUACGAGCAAGGCGCGGUGUCGUGGGCGGUGGGCGGCGCCGUGUGCGAGGCGCUGGCCGCCUACGCGGCGGGCGCCACCACCUACCUGCCGCAGCCCGAGCACGUCGCCUUCGCGCUGGACCUCAUGGAGAUAGCGCUCAAUGUGCACGGUCUUAUCGAGACCUGUAUACAGAUUUUGAAAGAGCUGUCCGAGGUGGAAGGCGCGCUGAUAGCCCGCGGCGCGCCGAGCACGGGGCUGGCGGCGCCGCGCGCGUAUACAUCGGCGCUGGCGCUUUACACGGUCGGCGCUCUAAGGAGAUACCACUCCUGCUUGCUAUUGUGCGUGGAACAGACGUCGGCGGUGUUCGAGCAGCUGUGCCGGCUGGUGAAGUGCGUGGUGAACCCGGGCGACUGCGGGUCGGCGGAGCGCUGCGUGCUGGCGCAGCUGCACGACCUCUACAAGGCGGCCGCGCACCUCUGCCACGCGCCGCACGCCGACACCUUCGCCAACGCCUACCCCAAGAUCAAGCAAGCACUGUACUCGCCGCUGCAACCGACGCCCUCCAGCUACGUCUACAACCCGCAGUUCCUCAGCGAGUUCUUCGCCAACCCACGCAAGGGUAAACUAGAAAUGUCAUGGGCGCGGCAGGUGGGCGAGUCGGCGGCCAACCGCUACAGCUUCGUGUGUUCCGCCAUGCUGGCUGUGUGCCGCGAGGUUGACAACGACAGAGUGAACGAGCUGGGCGUGCUGUGCGCGGAGAUGACGGCGUGGUGCAGCGGGCUGGCGGCGGAGUGGGUGGGCGCGCUGGUGGCGCUGUGCGGCGCGCAGCACUACCCGGCCGCGCCGCACGCCGCGCCGCCGCCGCUCUACCCCGACCUGCUGCACCACCGCGACCUGCACGACGCCGCCGCGCACGACGCGCUCGCCGUCUUCACCUGUAUACUAGUCGCGCGUCACUGUUUCUCCCUGGAGGACUUUGUGCGUCACGCGGCGCUGCCGUCGCUGGUGAAGGCGUGCGGCGGCGGCGCGGCCGGCAACCCCGCCAACGCGCCCUCGCCCGACACCGGCGCGCGCCUCACCUGCCACCUGCUGCUGCGCCUCUUCAAGACCAUCGACACGCCGCAGCCAGGGUUGUACUCAGUAUCAACGUCGCCGGGGCCGGGCGGCGGCGCGGCGGGCGUGCGGCUCUCCUGCGACCGCCACCUGCUGGCCGCCGCGCACAAGAACAUCGGCGUGGGACCCGUGCUGGCCACGCUCAAGGCUAUCCUCAUGGUGGGCGACUCAACGGCGCGCGACAACGGCAAGGCCGGCGGCAAGAAAUCGUGCGAGCUGUCACACAUCCUCGGCACCAGCGACGCCGCGCCCGCCGACGCGCAGCUCGACCUCAUAUCGAUAGACUCAGAGAUGAGUGGGGGCCAUAGAACUCCUAGGGGUAGCGGCGGCGUCGGGUCCACGUUGUUAGAUUCGUCGCAGUCGCUGUCGUCGCUGGCGAGGCACGUGCUGCAGGAGAUCUGCUCCGAGGAGUGGGUGCUGCAGAAGUGCCUCCAGAAUCCGGACGAGCUGUACCAGCCCGACAUGCUGCUCGACUCCAUGCUCACGCCGCGCCAGGCGCAAAGACUGCUGCACAUGAUCUGCUACCCCGACUCGGCCAGCCACACGCAGCCUGAUCUAGACCAGAAGACAAUGGUCACACGUCUGCUGGAGAACCUCGAGCAGUGGUCGCUGCGCAUGUCGUGGCUGGACCUGCAGCUGAUGUUCAAGCAGUUCGCGAGCGGCUCCUCGGAGCUGAACGCGUGGCUCGACAUGGUGGCGCGCGCCGUGGUGGCCGUGUUCCAGCAGCCGGCGCCGCCGCCGCCCGACAAGGACAGGACGGGCACGGACCGCGGCGUGGUGAGCACGAGCAAAUGGUCGGAGUCUGUAUGGCUGGUGGCGCCGCUGGUGGCCAAGCUGCCCGCCGCCGUGCAGGGCCGCGUACUCAAGCAGGCCGGACAGAUUUUAGAGAGUGGCUGGGGCACCGGGUGUAACGGCGGCUGCAACAACGGCGGCGGCGGCGGCGCCAGCUCGCACCGCGACUGCAAGAGCCACCAGAGCCCCAGCUACAAAGGUUCGUCGAGCAGCAACAGCGGCGGCAAGCGCGGCGUGAGCGGCACCAGCUGCGCGGGCAACAGCUGCUCGUGCGGCAGCGGCAGCGCCGUGCGGCUCGCCAACGAGCCGCUGCUGUCGCUCGUGCUCACCUGCCUGCGCCACCAGGACGACCAGAAGGAGAGCUUGCUGAGCGCGAUCCACGCGCAGCUGCAGCACUACCUGACGCACGCGCGCGAGCACGAGCGCGGCGCGGCGUGCGGCGACGCGUGGCAGGAGGAGGCGGCGCCCGAGGCGCUGCAGCUGCGCUUCUCGCUCGCCGGCGGCAUGUUCGACGCCGUGCGCCGCUCCUACCAGCUCACCUCCGACUGGGCCGUGCUGCUGGCGCAGCUGCUCACGCACCAGCUCGUCGACGCCUACAACAACAGCGACCUGUUCACAACGCUGAUCGACAUGCUGGCGACGCUGAUCCACUCGACGCUGGCGGAGGGCUGCGACGACAACAACCGCAAGCACUACCAGAACCUCAUGAAGAAGCUCAAGAAGGAGAUCGGCGACCGGCACGGCGGCGCCGUGCAGAGCGUGCGCCAGCUGCUGCCGCUCUCCAAGAACACCAUCGUCGAGGUCAUCGCCUGCGAGCCGCUCGGCCUCGUCAUCGACCAGAAGGGGAAUAAGAUCACCGGCUUUGAUAACGAUAAGAAACAGGGGCUGCGGCUCACGGACAAGCAGCGCGUGUCGGGCUGGGAGCUGGUGGAGGGCGGGCGCAACCCCGCGCCGCUGUCGUGGGCGUGGUUCGCCGCCACCAAGGUGGAGCGCAAGCCGCUCACCUACGAGAACGCGCACAGGUUGCUGAAGUACCACACGCACAGCCUGGUGAAGCCGCUGAGCUACUACCUGGAGCCGCUGCCGCUGCCUCCCGAGGACCUGGACAGCAACGACAGCAAGCAGGACUGUGGAAGCUUCGAUUCAAGUCCAACUGGUUCUGGAAAAGGUCGCAAGUUACCUUGUAGUAAGAAAAUUAUUAAUAAGAAACCAAAAGUUACUACACCGACGAACGGGCAGGGCGCCGCGGCGGGCGCGGGGCUGGCGCCGGCGCCGGCGCAGCAGCCGCAGUUCAUGCAGCAGCAGCAGCAGUGGUUCCCGCCGCACUCGCAGAACUACUACAACCCGCAAGUGGGAGGCAACUCGCGUGGCGUGGCGCCGCCCGCCAACACGCAGUCCAAGCAAGCGCUCAGCCACAUGCUGCGCCAGCGCGUGCCCUACAACCAGAUGUCUCAAAUGCAGGGAGGCGGUUAUCCCGGAGCUCCGCAUGCGCGAGGGCCUUUCCCGCGGCAAGGCAUGCGCCAGAUGCAGCCUAACCAAAUGGGACAAAUGGGGCCGUCUAAUCAAAUGAACACGAUUGGCGCAAUGGGCGGUAUGGGCCCGAUGGGCCAAAUGGGCGGAGUCCAGAUGGGUCCAGGACAAAUGGGUGCCGGACAAAUGGGAUCCGGACAGAUGGGCGCCGGACAGAUGGGCGCAGGACAAAUGGGUGCCGGUCAAAUGGGCACCAGUCAGAUGGGAGCGGGUCAGAUGGGUGCCGGACAAAUGGGCGGCGGGCAGAUGGGCAACAUGGGCGGACAGAUGUUCGGCGGGCAGUACGGCGGCAUGCAGCAGGGCUAUGCGGGCUACGGCCAGCAGAUGAUGCAGGCCGGCCAGCAACAGAUGAUGAAUCAGGGCAUGGGACAAGGCGUCAAUCAAAUGGGACAACAAGUCAACCCAAUGAACCAAGGGGUGGGCUCCAUAGGGCAGAACGUCGGACAGAUGAAUCAGGGCGUCGGCCAGUCGGGCCAGAUCGGCCAGGGCAUGGGCCAGAUGGGCCAGAGCAUGGGCCAGAUGGGCCAGCCGAUGGGGCAAAUGGGCCAGAUGGGGCAGGGCGGAGGAAUGGGCUCCAUGGCGAACCAAGGCAACACCAUGGGGCCACAGGGAAGCAAUACUAUGAGUGGUUUCCCUGGUCAACAAACAUUCCAACAGAAUAUGAUGGGAGGCCGUUCCAGUCAAGAAGCACAGUACCUGGCACAGAGGCAGAAUGCGCGGCCUCAGUAUAUGCAGGCGCCUAACGUGACGAUGGGCGGCAUGGGCGGGCCGGCGCCGCCGUACCCGCGCGGCAUGCAGCCGCAGAACUCGGCGCAGUACCAGCAGAUGACGCAGCAGCAGCAGCGCAUGCGCCAGCAGAUGCUCGCCAUGCAGCAGCAGGGCCCGCUCGUGCAGCACCUGCAGCGCAACCAGUACCAGCCGCCCUACUGACUGCCCGCACACACUACCAACUAACAUUACACCUCUAUUCACAACACCUGCCAUCGAUGGAACGAAUGAGGGAAUGGAGUGAGUGCCACUCAUACAAUCAAAGUUUCCUUUAUUCCAUUUUUGCCAGGUUUCGUGAAAUGACUUUAUACGUAAUAUAAUAUGCUUCUCGGCUAAAUUAAUCGGUAUCUGUUAUGAAAUUAUGCUACUCAUUCACAUUAUUUAGAUACACACGCAGUUGCCUUGUUGCAGAUGAAACCAUAACGUUAAUAAACUGCACUCACUGAACCGCAAAAGAUCAGUCUCAAGUAGACGACCUGGUUCGCACGGUUUUAAUUCGAAUUUUAUAUUAAUAAUGUUUCUAAGUUUUAUAGCAGUUAGUAGGUAUAUGUGUUAUGUGUAUGUCGGUCGGAAAACGAUAUAUCUAUGAAUGGAUUAUAUAGUUUUAAUAUUUAUACUCGCGAAAUAUAGGAUACAAACGACACCAAUUUUGUAUAUAUCAUAUGCACUGCCACAAAGAAGUGUCUUAGUUUUUAUCGAAAACCACGAGCGCUCGACGUGAAGACGCUCAUGUCGGGCGGUCUUUGGGGCUGCCGUGGGCAUGCAAUACAGCACCUUCUCAUCUCACCUCCUUCCCGAUUGACGUUUCUGAGCUGUUGUAUAAUGUAUAGGCUUAUCUCUACAUUUCCAUAUUUUAAGUAUGUGCGUGCAUCUCUGAUUUGGGAAAUACGUAAUCAGUCGAUAGGUACCUUCAAGAAUACGCACUUAUAAUUGAUAUUUAGCAAUUAAAUUGACUCGAAAGUAUUCCAUACAAACGGUCGUCCAUCUGGAAGGAUGUGAUAUAAAUACCCAUAGAUGGUAAUACUAGUAUGUACCUGUUAUUUUUAUCUUAUUUUUACCUUCACUUUGACUUUUUUUAUUUCAUAGCAGAUCUCCGGAGAUAUUAUUUCGUAUCAUGUAAGUGAAAUAAUAAAUAUUUUAUAGCAUUUGACAACAGUGUGAUAACAUUUUAUGAUUGUAGGUAAUAUUUAUUGGCUUACGUUACGCGGUACUUGUAGUCGAGUUACAUUCUCGAAGUUUAUCGACGCAGUGUAGUGCACGAUACGACUGUACGAAUCCGCGUUGAUACAACAAAGGCUGAUAUACCGCAGGCAAGGCAAAACUGCUUAUGGGACAUAUUUUACAGCUCAUAGGUAGGUGUUUACGGACUGCUGCUUGUGGACUUAAUAUUUCAUUUCCGUUCAAAUCGAAUAUCUCUAGUUUUGACUUAUUGUACAGUCGAAUUCACAAACACCUUUACAAACCAACACUCCAAUUAUACGCAUACACGACCUUAUUGUCAUUUGUCAUAGAGACGUGUAAAUAUUUUUAUGGCAUGUUGGCUUGUAAGGGUUUGUGAUUAAUUUAUUAGCUUAUUUAUACAUACAUAAUUUUACUAGACAUGGUUCUGAAUUAUUUAAUAAUGAUAAAUUCUUGUGAAUUGUACCGUAAUAUAAUUUAUUACAUAUAAUUAAUAAUGAAGUGGUAGUUUUUUUAAUUAACUACGUAUAUUGUUGGUUUUUAAUACAUAACAUUAAUAGUUUUUAGUGUCUGCGAAAACUAAACUUUCUUAAUCCCGUACAGUUGUAUUACAAAGAUGUUUAUAUAAAUGUUACGGGUUUGACAUCAAGAAAUCCAUUUGCAUAUUUAGGUAUUGUUAUGUCUUUAUCUUCACUCUGUCUACAAAUUAAAGCUGAUCCCUGAACUGUAGAUAAAACAAAAGGCUAUAUAAAGCUCUAGUAGACUUUGUGCCUUGUUUAAUAGUCGCAUGUAGACCACAGAUGAAUAGUUAGUAACAUAUACACAGUAGACCGCAGAGCGCGACGAAGUGUGCACGGGGGGCGGGGGUCGGUCGUCCUGCGCGAGCCAUGUCGCGCACACACUCCGUAUUAUUUGAUUCACACAACCAAGACCUAGCGACCUUCGUCUUUAUUUAUAAUAGCAUUCGUUAUACCGUGUUCUAGUAGCGAAAAUAUUUACGGAUAUUAUGGGCAUAUGUCAAGUAUUCAAUGUAUAAUCCUAUUCUCGUUGAUAAGCUAGUGUGCUUAUUUUAAUGAUUGACUUUAUUUACGUGAACAUUUUAAAGCGCAUCGUGUAUGCAUGUGUAUGUUGUACCAGGUUGUACUUAAAAGGAUGGAUAAAAAAAAUAAAAAAUCCACAAUAAGAAUUAUUAACUCAAGCGAAUGCUUUAUCUUCAAUGAAAUGAAAUUUUAUAUUAAUGAUAAAAAAAAUAAAAAAUCCUACAUCAUGUAACAAGAAUUAUUAUCUUAAGCGAAUGCUUUAUCUUCAAUGAAAUGAAAUUUUGUAUUAAUGAAAGACUUUAGAAGUACCUAUUUAAUUAAGAAAUUACUAUUUGUUGUUUAUUUUAUUCAUUAAUGUAUGGUUUUAACAUUUGACUACGCAGAACUAGGAUACUGUUGUAGUAGGGAAUAUUACGGCAAUAUUUUGCGCACAUAUUACAGCACACUCACAUCACACAUACCAAACCGUAGAGAAACUUACGCAGACUAUGCCUUAAACGGUUUUUUGAGGAGUCAUGAUUAUGGAAUUGACGGAUCAAAGCGGUUUGGUUACAGAUGGCCUACCGUGAACCGUUCGUGUCACUUCCCUGUCACACUUACUUGCAAAUUUACAAGUACGACAAUGAUGAAUGAUGCCAAACAAUGUUCGCGGUAAGCCUUCCUCAAUGUGCCACCGGCGCCUUCUGCGCAGUUUUGCGUAAUAUUCCCUAUUAAAGUGAAAUUCAGAAGUAGAGAUAGUAAAAAUGACGUGACAAGAUUUUUUAUAAGAUUACCGGGUAGCGGUAUAAAGUAAAUAUUUUUUGUAAAAAAAACCCACAAAAUAUAAUUUAAAAAACACAAAACAACGGCAUUACAAGGAAAUUACAAUAGAUUUUUAAUUGUAAUAAAGACAAAUCCGCGAGGAAUUCCCUUCUUGGUAGAUGACCAAAUGCCAACGUUGAAAUUGAUUUUCCUUUUUAACUGAUUUCAGUAUGAAAUGUUUUUAAUAUGUAGUACAAGUAAAUGUUGAAUGAUAGAGGAGCAUUCGAAUAUAAUGAUUUAUUUAAACAAAUCACUUGCACAUUUCUGCCCAACCCCAAAGAGUCUACGGAUUUCAACUACAUAACGGUUGGUACGCCCCUCGUUUAGAAUUUCCACUUUUCCACACUUGUAUCGUAUUAUACUAUUUGUG